AACAAUUUGAGCAACGGUUAUUUUUGUAAAUCUGUUUUGAAACUUUCUAUUCCUUGUUAAAAAGUAAUUGUGUAAUAUAAUUUACAUUUUAUUUUUAAUUUACAAACCAAAAUAAGUAAAAUGUCGCAACAACAAACAUCAAAUACCAUUACUCUUCGGGGAUCUGCUCAAAUCAUUUGCGAGUACCUUAAGUACGCAAUCAAUUCAGUAUUAUUCCAAAGAGGUCUUUAUCCACCAGAGACAUUUAAAGCAGAGCAACAGUAUGGCAUUACAUUGCUGCUUUCAGAAGACCCAGAGAUCAAGAAGUUUUUAAUGAAUUUACUAUCUCAAAGUGAAGAAUGGAUAGUUACCAAAAAGGUUCGUAAACUAUCACUAGUCAUAAUAAAUGUUGCAAAUAAAGAAGUCCUUGAAUGUUGGGACUUCAACGUUCAGUACGAAGAUGGUGACCCCACAUUAUCCCAAGAGAAGAACGAAACUGUUGGCACGAAAGAACUGAAGAAGAUCCAGCAAGAAAUCAGAGAUGUGAUGUUACAGGUUGCUGCGACAAUAUCUUAUCUACCUUUCCUAGAUUGUAGGUGUACAUUUGAUGUUUACGUUCACGCCAAACCAGAUUGCGAAAUACCAGACAAAUGGGCGGAAGCCGAGUCAGUAUCUAUUGCGAAUGCUCAAAAUGUGCAGCUGAAAUCAUUUUCCACAAGCGUUCACAAAAUGGAAACAGUGGUUACGUAUAAGUUAGUGGAUUAAGGUAGGUAAGUCAUUUAAUUUUUUAAUUUGAUUAUGGAUUGUGAAAUGAUGAGACUUAUUUUACAUCAGUCAUUAGUCUGCGGCAUAGUAGUGAUGGUGUUUGCUAGCUUUACUGAAUUGGUUCACCCUAUAGAUAGUACUAUCAAUAUCUUAAUUGUUAAGAAACUGAUAGCCUAUCAAUCAACAAUCAUAAGUCCAGCAGUAAUGCUCAAAUUCAAUGAAUUGUACGUACAAAAUUUCAAUUUAAUUAUUUUAAGUGUGUGUGUGUGUGUGUGUGUGUGUCGUAUGUUAUUUAGUUUUAAGCUUAGUUAAGGUAUUUCGGACCUGAUCAUUUGUAAAAAUAUAUUGAUUUCUGGCUUCAAAAUGUCUGGUUCUGAUUCAUUUUAAAGGUAGUCGCUAUACACAAAUCUGGUGUCAAUAUCACUUAUGGCAGAUUAUCCAUUUAUGAUUUUUGAAGAAGGAAAUUAUGUAGAUAUAAUAUUAUCUUCAUUUUUUCAUGGUCUGUCCUACAAAACUUUAUUUAUUUGAAACCAAAUUCAAGGACCUUAUUUUACUGUAUUCUAUUAUUUAUAUUCCUGUCUGUAUGAUAUGAUAUUUUUUAAUUGAUUAUCUUCAUGUAACUUUUGAUAAUAUUAUGUUUCCCUCUUGUGUAUUUCAAU
Amyelois transitella is the source of this 1403-nucleotide messenger RNA. RefSeq names its product mitotic spindle assembly checkpoint protein MAD2A (gene mad2). The record is from RefSeq and is a predicted model, not a curated record. Gene Ontology annotation, cellular component: nucleoplasm; kinetochore; cytoplasm. Gene Ontology annotation, biological process: mitotic spindle assembly checkpoint signaling. Bases 121 to 744 code for a protein of 207 amino acids. Lineage: Eukaryota; Metazoa; Arthropoda; Insecta; Lepidoptera; Pyralidae. The transcript is spliced from 3 exons.